AUGGCGCUUAGUGCGCAAGAGAUCUCGCAGCUGCGAAGUGCUCUCCAAGAUGCUGCGGUAAAGUGCUCCGAGAGAUGUCUUUACCAAUCGGCGAAAUGGGCUGCCGAACUGCUCAACGCGCUCCCCGAAACCGACACAGUCGAUGAUGCCACCCCUGCGGACGGUUCUAAUUACACCUCGCCAAUACUCACGCCAAACGCGGACCCCGAGGAAGCUGCCCUCGAGACCAAGGAACUCAGCAAGUAUCUACUGGCCAAGUCUCUCUUCGACUGCAAGGAGUUCGACCGAUGCGCUGCGGUUUUCCUCCCAGAAUCUUUGCUGUCGUCCGUUCUGUCGUCGCCAUCUGAAACUACCGUGUCGACACCGUCGCAGCGAUCAAAGGGCAAGGCGAAAGCUGUGGAGGCAAGUCCGGCGUCGGGUGCAGCCCCGCUACCGAGACUCAGCCAGAAGAGCCUGUUUCUUGCGCUGUAUGCCAAGUUUAUGUCUGGGGAGAAGCGCAAGAAUGAGGAGUCUGAGAUGGUCAUGGGCCCCCAGGACCUGGGGACAGUGGUGAAUAAGCAGCUUCUGGUGGUGGGGAGGUAUUUGGCGGCUUGGUUCAAGGAGAGGACGACGACGGACGAUGAAGUGUUGGGUAGUCAGGGGUGGUUGGAAUAUCUGUAUGGCAUGGUUCUUGCAAAGGAGAAGAAUGACGCUCAGGCCAUGGAUUAUUUUGUCCGGAGCGUUCACAAAUAUCCCAUGAACUGGGGUUGCUGGCUGGAAAUGACGUCUAUCAUAUCAAGGGUUGAAGAAUUAAAUCAAAUAGCACGGCACUGCCCUCAAAACAUCGUAUCAUUCAUGUUUCAUCUCCACACGUCCCUCGAACUAUAUCAACAGACACCCAAUCUCGCCAACUCCCUCGCGCAGCUACUAUCAAUAUUCCCGACGUCCUCGUUCCUCCUCACCUGCAAUGCCCUGCUAGCAUACCACGCCAAAGACCUCAUGGCAGCCGAACACCACUUCAGCCGGCUGCUCUCGCUGCAUCCCCACAGACUCGACUCCCUAGACCACUACUCCAACAUCCUCUACGUCCUCAACAUGCGCCCAAAGCUGGCCUUUGUAGCACACCUCUGCUCGAGCGUCGACAAGUUCCGCCCGGAAUCGUGUGUCGUAAUCGGCAACUAUUACUCCCUCCUAUCCAUGCAUGAAAAGGCAGUCCAGUACUUUAGACGAGCGCUAACCCUCGAUCGCUCGUGCCUAUCAGCCUGGACGCUCAUGGGCCACGAAUACGUGGAGCUGAAAAACACCCACGCGGCCAUUGAGUCGUAUCGCCGCGCAGUCGACGUCAACCGCCGCGACUACCGGGCAUGGUACGGCCUCGGCCAGACGUACGAAAUGCUCGAGAUGCACACCUACUCCCUCUGGUACUACAAAAAGGCGGCCGGGCUGCGCCCCUGGGACGGCAAGAUGUGGAUGGCGGUCGGCUCGUGCCUCCAAAAGAUGGGCCGCGAGCGCGACGGCAUCAAGGCGCUCAAACGAGCACUCCUCGCAGACGCCUACUACGAUGUGGGUAGUAGCUUCGGCAGUGGCGGCGAUCUCCUCGGUGCUCGCGGCGCGACGGGACACAUGGACCCAGAGAUCCUGCUCCAGAUCGCCGCCAUGUACGACCAGCUCGGCGAGGAGGAGGAGGCCAAGGCCUACAUGGAGCUCUGCGUGGCCCAGGAAGAAGGCGGAGCUGCUGACGCUAAUAAUCUCGGCGAAUCCUCAGUCAUGAUCCAUACCGACUCGCCCGCGUCGGAGGACUACGCCGAUAGGGAGGACGGGUCUGCGGGCGCGGAUGGUGGAGGAGAGGGAACGGGCGUGACGGCUGCUACGAGCAAAGCACGCAUGUGGCUCGCUAGAUUCGCCAUGCGCACGUCUGACUAUACCACUGCCAAUAGGCUUGCCACGGAACUAUGUCAGGACGGCGUCGAGGUGGAGGAGGCAAAGGCGCUGGUGAGGGAGAUUAGGUCCCGGAUGGAGGCUUCGGGCAUGUUUGGCUCGGAUAGUUAG
Molecule: messenger RNA, 2028 nt
Organism: Metarhizium brunneum ARSEF 3297
Lineage: Eukaryota; Fungi; Ascomycota; Sordariomycetes; Hypocreales; Clavicipitaceae
Gene: cut23
Product: Anaphase-promoting complex subunit 8
Biological process (GO): protein ubiquitination; positive regulation of mitotic metaphase/anaphase transition; cell division
Cellular component (GO): anaphase-promoting complex
Molecular function (GO): protein binding
Source: RefSeq, a predicted model, not a curated record